Messenger RNA from Thrips palmi, 3755 nucleotides. It is a transcript of the gene RasGAP1, whose product is annotated as GTPase-activating protein. The transcript has 20 exons. Bases 210 to 2825 code for a protein of 871 amino acids. NCBI's taxonomy places the organism in Eukaryota, Metazoa, Arthropoda, Insecta, Thysanoptera, Thripidae. The record is from RefSeq and is a predicted model, not a curated record. Gene Ontology annotation, biological process: regulation of GTPase activity; intracellular signal transduction.
GAAGAUUUUUCCCAAGGCAAGGCAGCUUCUCAGGCCAGUACCACGAAAGAUAGUCAUAUCUUGUUUCAUUUCAUGGUGCAAAUAGUUUAAUUACGGUUUCACUCAAUUAUUAGAAGAUUUUAUCUGGCUACAUUUGACUUCCGUAGUUGUGAGUACUUCGUCUUUUUUCAUUCAACUGUUCUUCUUUUGUCACAAAUGGAGUAAGCAUCAUGGCGGCCAUGAAGGGGAAAGUUCGUGUAGUUGAACGUUUGAAGAUCAAAAUAGGUGAGGCCAAAAACUUGCCUGGGAGAAACCAUGGUUCAGUGAAUCAAAGAGAUGUGUAUUGUGCACUUUCAUUAGAUCAAGAAGAAAUUUUCCGAACAGAAACCAUUGAAAAAACUUUAAGCCCAUUCUUCUCAGAAGACUUUCAGUUUGAAGUCCCUCGGCGGUUCAGAUACCUUUCUGUAUAUAUUUAUGAUCGAGAUCGCCAUCUAAAACAAGACAAAGUUAUUGGGAAAGUAGCAGUUAAGAGAGAGGAGCUUCACUCAUAUCAUAGCAAAGAUAACUGGUUUCCAAUCUUGCCUGUUGAUGCAGAUAGCGAAGUCCAGGGCAAAGCGCACAUUGAUGUGAAGUUUGAAGCUGUUAUUAAGGGAAACAGCAACUUGGAGCAUCACAACUCAAGGCUUAUUGUGAGGCUAAUUGAAUGUAAUGAGCUAACAUUAAAGAAUGGAGCUUGUGACCCAUUUGCAACCGUUACUGUAAAGUAUUCAAAUGGCAAGCAGGAAAGCAAAAAAGCAAAGGUCAAGAAGAAAACAAGUUCGCCACACUUUGAUGAAACAUUUACUUUUGAGCUUCCAUCAGUGCGUGGUCAAAACCAUGACAGGGAAUGGCAGUACCGAGUUUCUGAUGCUUGUGCUGAUGUGGAUUGGAGUGAACUAAUUAUCUCCCUCUGGCAUGAUUCGGCUGGAAUGUCAGAUAAGAUAUUUUUGGGAGAAGUUAGAAUUCCUCUUGGUGGUGUUCAGCAGCAGAAUCAUGCUGCUACAAAUGCUUGGUAUUUUCUUCAGCCUCGUUCACUACUGCAUAGACCAACUAGCAAGCAAACCCAGAGUCCAGCUUCUGCCCGUAGCCACUCUAAUUCACUAGGUUCUCUUCGUCUUAAUAUUCAGUACACUGCUGAUCACGUGUUUUCUAGUCAUGUUUACAACAGCCUUAGAGAACUGCUGCUCCAAAGUGUCAAUGCAGAGCCUGUCACAUCGAGUGCUGCAUACAUACUUGGUGCAAUAAUUCCUAGCAAGGAAGAUACCGCUCAACCACUGGUUAAACUAUUUCUUCACCAUGCGCAGCUUGCUCCAAUCAUUAACAAUCUUGCAAGAUGGGAAAUUUCCAAAGUCACCGAUCCCAACACAAUAUUUAGAGGAAACACUCUUGUAUCAAAGAUGAUGGAUGAAGCUAUGAAAUUAGUUGGCUUGCAUUACCUUCACAAUACAUUAAGGCCUACUCUAGAUUUAGUCUUCCAAGAACACAAACCAUGUGAAAUAGACCCAAGCAGAGUGGAGGAUCCAAGCCAAAUCCAAUCAAAUCUUCUCAAUCUCAAAGACUAUGUUGAGAAAAUAUUUACUGCUAUCACGAACUCUGCAAUACGCUGUCCUACUUUGAUGUGCCAAUUAUUUCACAAUCUUAAGGAGGUUGCUACAACAUACUUUCCCGAAAAUAAAGAAGUAAGAUACUCUGUAAUAUCAGGGUUUAUCUUUCUUCGGUUCUUUGCACCAGCUAUAUUGGGUCCCAAGCUGUUUGACCUCACCAGUGAGCAGAUUGAUAGCCAAACAAAACGUACUUUGACACUGAUUUCAAAAACCAUUCAAAGCCUUGGUAACCUUGUGAGCUCACCGUCCUUGCAAAAGGAGUACAAAAAAGAUUACAAAGAAGAGUACAUGGCUUGUGUUUUUGACUCUGUCUAUACAGAAAGUCGUGUUCUGGCCGUGAGACAGUUUUUAGAAAUAAUAUCUGCUACAUCAAAUCCUACUCAAAGAAAUCUGGACACCCCAGUUGUUUUGAAGGAAGGGCAACGAAGAGUUAUGAUAAAAAGAGCCCAGGGCCGGAAGAGAUUUGGUAGGAAGAAUUUCAAACAAAGAUAUUUCCGGUUGACAACACAAGAUCUCACCUAUUCCAAAAAUAAAGGAAAGGAACCUUUAUGCUGCAUUCCUCUGGAUCAAAUUUUAGCUGUUGAAAAACUUCAAGAGGACUCCUUUAAGAAAAACUACAUGUUCCAAAUUGUUCAACCAGAAAGAGCCCUGUAUAUUCAGGCUAAUAACUGUGUAGAAGAGAAGGAGUGGAUUGAUAUUCUCACUAAGAUAUGUCAAACAAAUGCCAAUCGACUCAGUAGUUAUCAUCCAAGUGCCUACAUAAAUGGUCAUUGGUUGUGCUGUCGAGCACAAAUUGAAUGUGCUCCAGGUUGUAGCGAAGUUUCAACAAGUGUGGAUGCAACACUGCAGAUGAAUCUUGACCCAGACAGAGAAUUGCAGCGAAUUCACUCAUUAGUAAUUUCAAAUCUUGAUCGAUUAGAAGGAUUAGUUGCAGCUUGUGGUGGCACUAACUUAAUCUCAAACUUUAUGGUAGAAGAUGUACAUUCAUUUUGUACAACUUUAAAACAAUUACAAGAUACAAUCUUCAACUUAGAACAGGAACAUCGCACUUACCUGCGUUCAGUUGCAAGAGAAACAAAAUAUGGUAGCAAGCAAGCUCCUAUAGGUGAUGACAAUUAUUUGCUUCUUGCUGCAAGAGUUGGUCGUCUCGACAACAAUCAUUUCAGGCAAACUCACACCCUUCCCAUGUGGCCAGUUCAAUGACAUUGGCACUUCAGGCCUUGUCAUUGGUCACAAACUCGCACAGCUUCCAAGAAGAGCCCUCAUUUGCUUCAAAAAGUCCUCUCACAGCUCAAAAUAUAAAUGAUGAAACAUUCAGUGCUUGGUUACCCAUGGGAAGCUCUCUUCUGUAUUAAAAUUAAAGCCAUUUCUUAUACUCAUAUUGUGGGCUGUACAUAAUAACUUCAUGGCUUUGAAUCUCAACUUGCCCUCAAGUGCCAAAUAUUGUAACUUCCUCUUGUUUGACGUCAGUGCCAUUACUCCAUUCCAUUAUUGACAGAAGAGCACAUGUCUGACUCUGCAGAAGAGUCAGUAAUGUUAAUAAUUCUCACGUGACCCUCUGUUGUGUCAAAGCAGGUUUUCAUUAACUUUUACUGCUAGUAUAACUUAUUUUCCUUUUAACUUAUCAUUGUUGACCCUUGAUUGGAAUGUUGCACGGUAUAGAUAUUUCUCUUAUCAUGGUUAUUUUUCAAAAUUAUCUGCUACCAUCACCAACAUAUUUUUAUGUGGAAUCCCAUUGUUUGAUUUCAUAUUGCUCCACUGUUGAAAAUAAUUGAGAGCAGUGCUAUGCGACUUUUCCGUCCUGUCUUUCUUAGUAAAUUUUCUCAGUUCUUAGUCUUAAACUUGCUAAGAAACCUAAAUUGUUGGAUAGCAAACGUAAACAUAAGACUGUUUCACUCUUCAGAAUUUUGUUUCUGUGUAAAUUUGCCAUCAGAUCCAGAGUGUGUUUAGAGUACUCUAUGAGAAGCUUUGGCUAGUUUUAAUUUCUUUCUCCAAGAAUGUAAUGAUCCCUUGACUUGAUGUUUGAAAUCAGAAUCUCGGUGAAUUCACUUGCCAGUCCAUUGAAAAGUGUUUAUCAUAAGGUGCUAAUAAUGCAUUGUUAUUAAAUAUAGUUACUGUGCCUCAACAUUUUUA